AUGACGGAAAAGCGAGCUUCCUCCUACCAUGACCAGACCGACGACCCGAGGACUGCCCGUAUGAGCACAAACAAUGACGAGUCGACCGUUGACCAUGGGAUGAGACCGCUUCCUACCAAGAACGACCACGAAUCCAAUGAGAAGCGAUCAGACAAUCUUGAGGCUCGUCUCUCGGAUAACGAUGGUGACGAAUGGGUCCGUGAAGGAAGUAUCGUUGUUUUGGAAACCGCCGAAGACCUAGUUACGCAAAUACUAGAUACUGAAGACGACCCGUUCGAGGAAUCUUUGACAUUUCGAACAUGGUUUCUAGGCAUCGGUCUUUCCAUUUUUGCUUCUGUUCUUCAAGAGAUCUUCUACUUCAAACCACAAACCAUUUUUGUGUCUCUCGUCUUCUUGACGGUCAUUGCAUACGUCCUUGGUGAUGCAAUGGCAUUCGCCAUCCCACGCAGAGGCUGGUUUCGCUACCUCAACCCUCAUGAGUUCAACCAGAAAGAACAUGCGGCAAUCACCAUUAUGGCUUCUGCUGCAGCUGUGAGUGCUUUGGCCACCGAGGCAUUGGCUGCUCAGGCACUGUUCUAUGGUGGAUAUCCCAGUGUUGGAGCUGGGAUCUUCAUUGUCCUCUCGUCUCAACUACUCGGUUUCGGAGUGGCCGGCAUGCUGCGCGACAUUCUCGUCUACCCAACUAAGAUGUUGUGGCCAAUGACGCUUCCAGUCACGACCUUGCUACAAACCAUCCACAAAGACAAAGCCGAGACCAAACAACGCAUGAGGGUUUGGUACAUUAUCUUUUUCUGCCUAUUCUUCUGGGAAAUCCUUCCCGAGUACAUAUUCACAGUCCUAACCGGAGUUUCGAUUGUCUGUCUCGCUGACCAGCAUAACCUUGUCAUAACGAAUUUGUUCGGAGGUGCGUCGGGCAACGAGGGUCUCGGGUUUCUUUCGCUGUGCUUUGAUUGGAAUUACAUCGCGGCGUUCAAUUCACCUCUGUGGUAUCCUCUACAGACGACUGUCAAUAUGCUGAUCGGAAUCUGUGGGUGCUACAUCUUAUUCAUGGGCAUCUACUACAGGAAUCUCUGGAACUCGCAAGACUUCCCAUUCUUGUCGCAGUCGCUCUUUAACAGCACCUCCACUGCUACCAAUUACACCGUCUACAAUCAGAGCCUAAUCCUGGACUCGAAUUUCCACAUCGACUUCGACAAGCUCGACGAACAAGGGAUCCCUUACCUUACCGGAACCUAUAUCGCCUACCUGAUCACUUCGAAUGCCGGCCUGACAGCGACAUUUGUCCAUAUGUUGAUGUGGAACUGGGACGAUCUAAAAGUGGCAUGGACCUGGGCACACCAUCGGAACUUGGCCAAACUUGCAAACCCUCACACGUACAUGUUUUGGCGUAACACUGAGACUCCAGAAGAACGCCUAGCACGUAAGGUUGACGAUCCCACUCUUGACCCUCAUUACAAAGUUAUGCUUCGCAACAAGUACAAAGAGGUCCCGAUGUGGUGGUGGGCGGGAGUCAUGGUUGUCAGUUGGGUAGUUGGUAUCAUCUGCCUGUAUUCCAUCAAAUCUACUCUACCUUGGUGGGGUUAUCUCAUUGCGCUGAUGUUCACAUACCUCUUCGCACUUUUCUUCGGAGCCCAGUCUGGUAUUACUGGUUUCGGAUUUAAUCUUCAGCCCAUUUGUCAGAUGCUCGCCGGGUACCUUUUUCCUGGCCGCCCUCUGGCCAACUUCUACUUUACUUGCUUCACCUACAACACCUCGACUCAGGCUUCUUUGCUGGCGAAAGAUCUCAGGUUGGCGCAACAGAACCAUAUUCCACCUCGUACGACCUUCGCUUUGCAAGUUACGGGUUGUCUUGUUGGUGGUAUCUUCAAUUGGGUCAUGAUGCACAGCAUAGUGCAAAACCAAGCCGAGAUCCUCAAGUCCAUCCAAGGCACGAACAUCUGGUCAGGUCAAAACAUCCAGCAGUUCAACACACUUGCCAUCGCUUGGAGUAUUGCCUCGAGGAUGUUCAGUGUAGGUUCGCGUUACCAAUGGGUCACCCUUGCUUACCUCAUCGGCUUCCUGGUUCCAAUCCCCACGUAUAUCGCCUACAAGAUUACCGGCAACAAGAAAUGGGGUUACCUCAACCCUUCGAUUAUCCUCUGGUAUAUGGGAAAUCUUUUCGUUGGCAUCAACAGCGCACUCAACAUGUUUUUCAUUCUCGCCUUUGUCAGUCAGUUCUACAUUCGCAGGUACCACCCGGAGUUCUUUGUCAAGUACAACUAUCUACUCUCGGCGGCAAUGGAUGGAGGUACGCAGGUCAUGGUGUUCAUUUUGACUUUUGCAGUCGCUGGUGGUAGUGGCAAGGCACAUCCGUUCCCAACUUGGGCUGGUAACCCGGAUCUGUCGGUUCACAAUGCGGACUAUUGCAUGGUCAAUCCUGCCAACAAUGGCUAG
Molecule: messenger RNA, 2433 nt
Organism: Aureobasidium pullulans EXF-150
Lineage: Eukaryota; Fungi; Ascomycota; Dothideomycetes; Dothideales; Saccotheciaceae
Product: OPT superfamily oligopeptide transporter
Exons: 5
Coding region: 1-2433 (810 amino acids)
Biological process (GO): transmembrane transport
Molecular function (GO): oligopeptide transmembrane transporter activity
Source: RefSeq, a predicted model, not a curated record